Molecule: messenger RNA, 3782 nt
Organism: Copidosoma floridanum
Lineage: Eukaryota; Metazoa; Arthropoda; Insecta; Hymenoptera; Encyrtidae
Gene: dock
Product: SH2/SH3 adaptor protein dock
Biological process (GO): ephrin receptor signaling pathway; cell migration
Cellular component (GO): cytoplasm
Molecular function (GO): signaling adaptor activity; receptor tyrosine kinase binding
Source: RefSeq, a predicted model, not a curated record
UCCCCAUUUUAUAUAUAUAUUACACUCCCAUACUUAUUAUAGAGGUGUAUAUCCUUCCAAACUUCUCGGGUUCAAGCUGCGAGAAGGGUACUUAUAAGUAGCGCAUAAAAAGAGUUGACAGAAUAACAGGGUGCCUCCCUUAAAUGAAUCCUUGAUCCUUGAGCAGUAUACCUAUACCACUUACUCAAGUUCUUGGCUGAUAUAUACUCUUACAAUUGUGCGGCUCGUGCUUCAGUGUUGUUGCAUAGGGCUCAUAUGGCUUUAUCAGCACCUGCAGGACAAGCAUCAAUUCCAUGGAAUUUUACUGAUAUAUAGAUUCACCAGUGGCAGUCUCACUAAGCAAGCUUCAUGAGAGAGCAACCGAGCAAAAGUAAAGAGUUGUCCAGCAUGGGCCCGAGGUUGCCAACAGAAUAUAAGUAUAUAUUGCAAGUAUAGAUACGUUCAUGGCUGCUGCAGUCGACGGAGCCGCUCUUCUUGUUUGUCGUUGUAACUCCAAGCCACCAAGAAGUGUAACAUCGCUCGUCAAGCGGAUUACCAAUCCGGGACACGACGUAACCGGAGCCUAGCUGUCCUCCUACGAGCUGCACAUGAGGGAAUAUGUCGAGUUUAAAGAUCGAGUUUAUUAUGCACGCACUUGCUGUACCCCAACAAACAACAGACUUCAAGUCGAGGAACUGGAAGGUACUCAGACAUUAAAAGCAAAAAAAAAAAAGAGUCAAUAAACUAAAGAAUGAAUGUCUGGCACAUAAACACCAUUGACUUACGUCAUAAAAAUUUUUCAUUCACACAAGUGAUAACUGCAGAAUAGAGGCAGAGUAUAUAUCACACUGUCGUUAUUCUACUAUUAAAAAAAAUACAUUACUACAAUCAUCAUCUUGUGUUUGCACAUGGCAGCCAUGAAGCAUGGCAAAACAAACCAAGACGACGUGUGUUACGUUGUCGCAAAAUACGAUUACGAGGCACAAGGUGCUCAAGAGCUGGACUUGCGCAAAAAUGAGCGAUACCUGCUGCUGGACGAUUCGAAGCAUUGGUGGCGGGUGCAGAGCUCGCGUGGCCAGGCGGGUUACGUGCCGAGCAACUACGUGAAAAAGGAAAAACCCUCGCUGUUCGAUAGCAUCAAGAAGAAGGUGAAAAAAGGCUCGGGUUCGAAAACACUGCCGUCCAGUAACUCGCCGUCGCGUGUCGUCGAGUCCCCGAUAAUGCCGAGGCGCAUGCCAGCCGACCCGAGCGAGGCCAUCGGCACGGCCGUUGUCAAAUACAACUACCAAGCCCAACAGCCCGACGAGCUGUCACUGGUCAAAGGCACGCGGAUUCUCAUCCUCGAGAAGAGCAACGAUGGCUGGUGGCGGGGGCAAAGUGGCACCCAAGCCGGGUGGUUCCCAUCCAAUUAUACCCAAGAAGAGGGCGAUGCCGAGGACACGCUGCACACCUACGCAAUGGCCGAGAACGUGCUCGAUAUCGUUGUUGCCCUGUACUCGUUCUCGUCGAACAACGAUCAGGAGCUGUCGUUCGAGAAGGGCGAUCGCCUCGAGAUCCUCGACCGUCCACCCGCUGAUCCCGAGUGGUACAAGGCCAGGAACGGCCAAGGACAGGUGGGCCUAGUGCCGAGGAACUACCUCCAGGAGUUGAGCGAGUAUCUGACGCAGGCUUACCGCGAUCGUUUGAACGUCAGUGGUGGUAGUGCCGGUAGUGGAGGUGGCGGUGGCGGUGGCGGUGGAGGCGGUAGCGGAGGAGGCGGUAGUAGCAACAAUAAUGCAAAUUCGGUAGCUGGUGCUGCCAAUCCGGGAGCAGACAGACCACAUCUUAUGGGAAAGCCAUGGUACUACGGAAGCAUCACACGCUCGCAAUGUGAUACCCUUUUAAAUCAACACGGACAUGAUGGCGAUUUUUUGAUACGAGAUAGUGAAACCAACAUGGGAGAUUAUUCGGUCUCAUUGAAGGCACCAGGACGUAAUAAGCAUUUCAGGGUGCACGUGGAAGGAGCCCUUUACUGCAUUGGUCAAAGAAAGUUUCACACACUUGACCAGCUAGUUGAUCAUUAUCAGCGAGCACCCAUCUAUACAAACAAGCAAGGCGAGAAACUGUACUUGGUGCGACCUUUGCCAAAAGCCGGAAAUCCAAGCAGCAAUGGAUGCUAAAAAAAUUCGCGCGUGUCGCGUGCCUCCUUGCUGGCUCUAUAUAAAUGACAAUGAGUAAUCGUCCAACACGCUUAGUUAAUACGCGUUUCGUAAAGAAGAUUUUUUAAAAAUUGCCUAUAACUCGCGACCGCCUUCUCGAUUACCCUAAUCCUCAUCUCAUACAUUAUCCCUAUAUAAUAUCACAUCGAGUCGUGCGUGCGCGUAUUAUUGUCGCCUAAAAUGCAGGUCGUUAUUGUCUCUCUUUUCUGCGGGUCAACAGUCAUGGGCUAGUGUCUACAUGCGUAUCUAGGUAAAUCAAAGGUGUCUUUUAUAAGUGAUAAUUUCAAUUAUCUUAAAUUUAUACACAGAGUGCCCAUUAUUUCUUGAAUUGAUUUUUUUUACUCUCAUCCAAAACGCUUUCAGAUGUCCGUAGUUCAAAUUCCUAUUCUAGAAAUCCUUCAGUUUACAAAUUAAAUUUUGUCUUGAUGCGUCUCCACGGAAUUUUCAAUAAACUUGAAUUGCAUAAUUUUAUUGUAUUUCACCAUUUUCGAAGUUUUUUAUUGACUAAAAAUUAUAUGAAAUGUUUCUGUACUAGUAGAACGCCCCGAAUUUUUGGAGGGCUCGUAUUAGAUUUCGAAUUGACAGGAUAAAAUCUUGGUUCUAUCGGGUGAGAGGUGAGAAAAAUUGAAUUUGUGAAAUAAUUGUAAUGUGAAUGGAUGCUUUGUGUUUAUGGUGUAAAAUAAUACGUAAACGAUUUUGAGUGAUGGUUGAUUUUUUGCUUGGCAUGAUUUUUAUAAAGUUUAUUAAAGGAUUUUUUUGAGUAUCUAGAUACGUUGUUUAAUUUUAACGACGUUCCAGUGUAUUUUUAGUCAAGUAUUAUAACGCUCAUGUCUGUUUGGACACUUUUGUAUAAAAGAUACUUGUGUCUAGUAUUCUAAGUACUUUAGCAUUUUGUACUCUUGUAUCUAUUAAAAAAAAAAAAAAAGUAAUAAUUUUGCCCGUGAUUGCGCAUACGCAUAUAUUAUAGAGGAAAAAAAAAAAAUUACUAACACGACUAGCCAACUCGCCACAUAAUUAGCGUUUUGAAUUUUUUGUGAACGUUUUUUAGAACAAACUUGUUUUCGUAGUACUCUUUACACGUAAGAAGGUCAUCUUCACAACGACUCGUUGCUCAUUGAUGCUUUCAUAAAUCAUAAUAAAAAUUAUCGUGACGAAAGGUAGCUAGAUUUUUAACAGGCGAUCAUGUAAAGUUUUUAAAACUUUUCUAUUAAAAUGACUGUAAAAAUUUCCGAUUAUUAGAAAGCGGUACGGAAAUUUUUAUUUGUGGCUUUCUUACGCAUUACCUCGCUGGCAGAAUACAUUUUUUUGAAACAUCGUUUUGUAAUAAAUUAUUAUGCAUCUAUUAUUCUAGCUUGUGCGAGCGUAACAGCCGAAUAAAUUAAUUAUAUUGCGCAAGUAUGGUCAACCUACUGUUAUAAAGCUAAAACAAAGACUAAGUGUUCAUUUGUGAUUUUGUAUUUAUUAGAAUAUUUCUAAGUAAAUAAAGUAUUUAAGUGUGCACCUAUGCAACCAUGAUUUUUUUUUUACGUAAUUGUGUACGUAUUCACUGAAAUAUGAACUCUGAUCAUACAAUGAUUACCGAUUAUUGAAUGUAGAAAGAAAAAA